AGUGGGUUUCCGAAGUCAAAUAUGUAUUGGAAGCAAGAAAAACUUAUUUCUUCGCUUCGUGGUAAAAAACGAAAAUUUUUCAAGACCCGGGACAACGUCCUCUCAGCUCGCGGCGCAUCGGCAAUGGUCGAGGUGAAGUUUAAAAGCAAAAGCGCUCUGAUGAGGCGGGUUCUUCUUCAUAAUUAUACAGGUGCUCAUAGCAAUUUUAUUUUGUAAUAGCUGCAUGCAGCAAUAGAUUUCUGACACAAGCGACCUAUUCAACUGGCUCUAACCCGUAUUCUGUGGCAGCAGCCGAUGUCAAUGGGGACGGUAAACCAGACAUUAUUAUCGCGAACUACAAUGCAAACAACUCCGGUGUUCUUCUCAACAACGGCAACGGCACGCUUGCUGCGCAAGUAACCUAUCCAACUAGCUCGCAACCGAUCUUUGUGACAGUAGCCGAUAUUGAUGGGGACAACAAUGCUGAUAUUAUUGUCGCAAACCAAGGUGCAAACAACGUUGGUGUUCUUGUCAAUACUGGCAAUGGCACGUUUGUUGCUCAAGUGACACAUUCAACUAGCUCUGGACCGCAAUCUGUGGCAGCAGCUGAUGUCAAUGGGGACGGAAAACUCGAUAUUAUUGUCGCAAACAGUAAUGCAAACAACAUCUUCUAUUUUGAUUAA
Messenger RNA from Didymodactylos carnosus, 662 nucleotides. NCBI's taxonomy places the organism in Eukaryota, Metazoa, Rotifera, Eurotatoria, Philodinida, Philodinidae. The record is from the annotation of a GenBank genome assembly.